Messenger RNA from Betta splendens (Siamese fighting fish), 1397 nucleotides. RefSeq names its product GPN-loop GTPase 3 (gene gpn3). The record is from RefSeq and is a predicted model, not a curated record. The transcript has 8 exons. The coding region runs from base 191 to 1042 and encodes 283 amino acids. Gene Ontology annotation, molecular function: GTPase activity. NCBI's taxonomy places the organism in Eukaryota, Metazoa, Chordata, Actinopteri, Anabantiformes, Osphronemidae.
UUCUCUUGUUUGUUUAAAUGUUACUUCACUCUGUCGGCGGUAGGUGGCGGUAAUGAAGCGAGUACUUAUUGUGACUAUCCUGGAACACACGAAGAAGUGUCAGUGUAUUAGGGUCUACACACAUUUGGCUAGCUCCAGCUAGCAAAUACAAAGGCUUCAUUUUAUCACUGCAACUUCUCACCUCGGCAGAAUGCCGCGCUAUGCGCAGCUGGUGAUGGGCCCGGCGGGCAGCGGUAAGAGCACCUACUGCUCCACCAUGAUCGAACAUUCAGAGGCCAUAAACCGCUCGGUUCAGGUCGUCAAUCUGGACCCAGCAGCUGAGCACUUUAACUACCCUGUCAUGGCAGACAUUCGUGAGCUUAUCCAGGUGGACGAUGUGAUGGAGGACGAAUCGCUCAGAUUUGGCCCUAACGGAGGCCUGGUGUUCUGCAUGGAGUAUUUUGCCAACAACUUUGACUGGUUGGAGGAAAGCUUGGGCCACGUAGAAGAUGACUACAUAUUGUUUGACUGCCCAGGUCAGAUUGAACUUUACACACAUCUGCCUAUAAUGAGGCAGCUUGUGGAGCAGCUUCAGCAAUGGGAGUUCCGGGUGUGUGGGGUCUUCCUGGUAGAUUCACAGUUCAUGGUGGAGUCUUUUAAGUUCAUCUCAGGGGUCAUGUCUGCCCUGAGUGCCAUGGUGACAUUGGAAAUUCCUCAAGUAAACAUCAUGACAAAAAUGGACCUACUCAGUCCUAAAGCAAAGAAAGAAAUAGAAAAAUACCUGGACCCAGACAUGUAUUCAAUGAUGGACGACAACUCAAUCAGAAGCACAAAGUUCAAGAAGCUGACAAAAGCCAUUUGUGGUCUUAUAGAUGAUUACAGUAUGGUGAGAUUCCUGCCUUUUGACCGCACGGAUGAAGAGAGUAUUAACAUAGUACUACAAAACAUUGACUUCUCCAUACAGUACGGAGAGGACCUGGAGGUCAAGGAGCCAAAGGAUGUUGACGAGGACCCUGCCAGUCUGAAUUAUGAUGAAAUCUUUCAAGGCAAAGCAGACAGCUGAGGAAUAUUCAGAAAUGAAACUUUGUGUUGGUAAAAGAUUGUGAGAUAUUGCUAAAAUUCAAGAGGCAUGAUAUUAUGUUCACAUAAAGAAUGUCAUGAAACUGCAUGGACAUCUGUUAAAAAACAAAAAAAAAGACAUGUCCUAUACAUCAUCUGUUAUGUAUAUUUAUUUAGUUUUUUUGUGACUGGAAAAACUAGUGAUAUAAACCUUUUAUUUUUUGCAGAUUUUAAUACAGUACUCAAAUUGACUGGAUUGUUAUAAAUACAUUGCUAUGCUAUAUUUUUGUAAUAAAAAAAGAAAAAGUACAAAGUACAACUUGCCGCUGAUUAAGUGAAAUAAAAAGUUGUUAGCGCCA